GCUCAAUGAAUUGUUAGUAUUAUUAGUUAGGCUGACUUUGUCAUCUUCUUUCUCAAACACCAUGGUCGAGUUAAACUCAACACAAGAAAAAGAACUCGACGAACUUGACGACGAUUAUCAGUCAGACGACGAGGACCCUAACGUAUUCAAAGUCAGAGAUGCAUUAACACCGCCGUCCGCAAUGAGCUACUCUGCACAGGAGUUACACAGAUAUAUACACGAAGGCUUUAUUGACCUGAACCCCAUUUAUCAACGAGACGUUGUUUGGUCAGAGACAAAGCAAAUUGGUCUCAUCGACUCCAUCUUUCGAAACUUCUACAUCCCCCCUGUGAUAUUUGCCGUGGCCAAAGAUGAUGAUGGGGAGCCCGUUCGUAUUUGCGUGGAUGGAAAACAAAGGCUCACGUCAAUACAAAAGUUUCUUGACGGUCUGAUACCUCAUCGAGACGUGCAUACAAAGAAGAGCUAUUGGUUCGUUCGUUCGGCGAAGCAGAAGAAUACACGCCUAGAAAUACCAGAAGAGUGGAAACGACGGUUUGCAGAAACCAGAAUUACUUGCGUCGAGUAUCAUCACUUGACUCCUGAAAUCGAGCGCGAAAUCUUCCAGCGGGUGCAGCUCGGUGUGCAAUUGACUGCUGCAGAGAAACUUCAGGCGAUUUCGUCGCCAUGGGCUGACUGGAUCGCGGACCUCGAACUGCGUCAUGUGAAUGUGGACAAUAAGGGACUAGCCAGUGUCCUCGAGUGGGACACUACACGCGGAAGAGACUUCCAAUGCAUUGCACAGCUAAUCUAUUGCUGUGAUGGCCUCCCAGACCACCUGCUUCCCACAGCCCAAAAACUAGAAAAAUGGCUGAAGCGGGUGGAUAAACCACCAACGAAGUUCAUGGCACUGAUCAACGAUGUACUGUCGGAGUUUUGGCACAUCGCGACAGAUUCUGAACUUAACGCCGCUUUCACCGAAGUCGACAAGCGCGUUGCGCCUGUCGAAUUUGUAUUCGUCGGCGUCAUCCUUUUCCUUCUUCGGGGGGACCACACAAGUGAAGAAAAAGCGAAUGCCGUCCUACAUAUGCGUUUACGCAUACGAGAACAAUUCCGCGACGUUCGGAACAAUGGUGUUGUAGGAAAAGCCUUGUGGAGUUUCGUUGAUAGCAUAACUGGUCAAUCUGGGUUGAGAGUGUUGGACGCGAGCGCUCCAAUGCUGGCGAUUGCGUCCACUUCCACGGGCACGAAGCGGAAGAGGAAAGGUUCGGAUGCCGACGAUGACUAUCACCCUUCGCCAAUCAAGAGUCUAGGUUCGAAGGCAAAAACGCGCACAUCGGGCAAGAAGUGAUUGUCUCGUGGUGUUGUGAACUAUACGACAGGGAUAUUAACUGCAGAGGCUUAUAGUAAAUACCAUGAUCGUAUACAUGCCUCCUGUAGAUAUAGGCUAUUGUUGAUUUCAGUUGUUGUAACUUACUCUCGCAGUGUACCAUACCCCCUCAGU
Suillus discolor is the source of this 1480-nucleotide messenger RNA. RefSeq lists its product as uncharacterized. The transcript is spliced from 8 exons. Lineage: Eukaryota; Fungi; Basidiomycota; Agaricomycetes; Boletales; Suillaceae. The coding region runs from base 62 to 1327 and encodes 421 amino acids. The record is from RefSeq and is a predicted model, not a curated record.